AAGGAAUAGCAAAGCAUCAGUCCAGUCCCCCUUUUGUGAGGCGUGCCGAACACGUGGCGUGAACAUUCUCGGUGUGCCCGCAGAGGAGUGUAAUGAUAUAUUUUCAAAAAAGCAGAAUGCCACAUCAAACACAGAAAGCUAAAAAUCAAAAACACAGAAGCUAUGACUAACUUAUAUGUCCAGUCUCCCUUACUCAGGCGUGCCAAUUGCACCUGCUUUGAAUUUUCACAAAGACUUUUCAAUAUUCUCCAUGUCCACGCUGGCAGAGGAAAAAUUAAAAAUUUGUACUCUCUUGAUCUUAGCUAUGUGAUAUUGGAGGCGCUCGAAUUCCAGAAUUCCUUGGAUCUUUAAGGAGCUUAAGAUAUCUUAAUCUCUCUUAUACUAGUUUCAAUGGAAUGAUUCCUCAUCAACUUGGUAAUCUCACAAAUUUGUACUCUCUUGAUCUUAGCUAUGUAUAUACAUAUGCUAAGAAUCUUCAAUGGCUUUCUCAACUUUCUUCGUUGCGGUACCUUGACAUGAGUUCCAUUGACCUUGACGAAGCAUCUGAUUGGUUGGAGGUAACAAAUUCACUCCCUUCUUUGGAAGUCCUGCGCUUAAGCUACUGCAAUUUGAACUUCAUUUUUCGUCCAAUUUAUCAUGUCAAUUUUUCAUCUCUAUCCCUCCUUGAUCUUUCGGGAAACUAUUUAGGGAACAAUAUUCCACUAUGGGUUUCCAAUUUGAGAAGUUUGACUUCUCUUUCCCUACGUAAUAUUACGUUUGGAAAUGGAGGUCCCAUCCCUGAAGAUAUUCAAAACUUAACUUCCCUUGUGCACCUUGAUCUUUCUUUGAACUCUUUUAAUACCUCAAUACCCAGCUGGUUAUAUAGUUUAAGCCAUUUGGAGGUUCUCAACCUUGCUGAUAAUCAAUUGACAGGUACAAUAUCAAAUGAAAUAAAAAAUAUGACAUCUAUCAUUACACUUGACCUGUCAGGGAAUGAGCUACAAGGAGACUUGCCAACAUCAUCCAUGGCUCAACUUUGCAAAUUAAAAGAAAUUGAUUUGUCAGGCAGAACAUGGAAUCAAUCCAUAUCCCAAAUCCUAGAUAGUUGCUCCGGAUGUCUUUCUGAUAGCCUAGAGGUCCUAAAUAUCAGGGGUGGUCAAAUAUAUGGUCAUAUAACCAAUAAAAUUGGGCAGUUCAAAACUCUGGCCGAUCUUGAUCUAUCUUAUAAUUCAAUUUCUGGUCCAAUUCCAGCAUCCUUGGGAAAUCUUUCCUCUCUGACCUAUCUUGAUCUAUCUUCUAAUUCAAUUUCUGGUCCAAUUCCAGCAUCAUUGGGAAAUCUUUCCUUUUUGCAAGUGUUAGACAUUAGCAAUAAUCAGAUGGAAGGCAUCGUUUCGGAGGCUCACUUUGCUAAUACAACAAGUCUGAGAUAUUUUGAUGCAUCUGAUAACCCAUUAACUUUGAAAGUAGGUCAGGAUUGGGUUCCUCCUUUUCAACUAGAAUCAUUAGAUAUGGGCUCCUGCCAUUGGGGCCCACGAUUUCCAAUGUGGGUACGGUCCCAAAAGACCCUUUCUUCUUUGGUUUUAUCCAACACAAGUCUUGCAGAUGUUCUUCCCGCUUGGAUUUUCAACUUCUCUUCAGAAUUACAAUACUUAGAUCUUUCUCAAAAUCAAAUGCAUGGAAGGAUUCCCACUCUGACGAAUAUGGGGAUGCAGGAGUACUCAGCAAUCGACCUGAGCCAAAACCACUUCGAGGGGCCCUUGCCUUUGGUAUCUUCCAAGGUGUAUGAACUAGAUCUUUCUGAUAAUCUACUUUCAGGAUCCAUUUCUCAAUUCUUGUGUAGCUCACCAAGUGAGCCAAUGAAUAUGAUAGCUCUCGAUCUUGCCAAAAAUCGGUUGUCAGGAAAAUUACCCAACUGUUGGAGCAAAUGGAAAAAUAUACAAGUCUUAUAUUUAAAUGACAAUAGCUUUGGUGGUGGUAUUCCUUCAUCCUUUGGUUCGUUGAUUUUUCUGCAGUCAUUGCAUCUCCGUAGUAACAACCUAUCUGGAGUCAUUUCUGUUUUACAGAAUUGUAUUAAUUUAGUUAUUCUUGAUCUUCGUGGGAAUAAAUUUGGGGGAAACAUUCCUACUUGGCUUGGAACAAGUCCUUCAAUGUUGAGGUUUCUUAGUGCUGGCUUCAAUGAGUUCCAUGGUCAUAUACCUGAUGAAUUAUGUGCUCUCAAUUCCCUACAAACCUUGGACCUUUCAAACAACAAUCUGUUCGGCCCAAUACCAAAAUGUUUUAACAAUUUCUCUAGUAUGGCAAUAAAAAAAUACAAUCUGUCUAGCCAUACUGGCAGUCUUUUCGUAGACACUACUAUAUUACUCUUUGUAAAAGGUAAGCCAAUUGGAUACACUAAGACACUUUCACUUGUAAAUAGCAUAGACUUGUCUGGUAACUCUUUGUCAGGACACAUUCCUUUAGAAAUUACAAGUCUCUCAAAUCUGCUCUCAUUGAAUUUGUCAAACAACCUUUUAGAUGGAGAGAUUCCUAUGAGAAUAGGUGAUAUGCGAGAACUGGAGUCCAUUGAUUUCUCUAUGAACAAUCUUUCUGGUGAAAUCCCUCAAAGUAUGUCGAGUUUGAAUUUCUUGAGCUAUUUGAAUUUGUCCUACAACAACCUCAGUGGAAAGAUCCCAACGGGCACUCAACUCCAAAGCUUCGAUUCAUCAAGCUUUGCCAACAACAAUCUAUGUGGUCCUCCCCUCACUCUGAAAUGCAGCACAAAUGGUGAAGUCACUGUUGUUGAAAAGAAUAGAAAAGAAGACGACCAUGAAAUGUCAUGGUUUUACAUUGGCAUGGCUGUUGGAUUCAUUGUAGGUUUUUGGGGAUUUUGUGGUUCUCUUAUUUUCAAUCGGACAUGGAGACAUAGUUAUUUCAGGUUUCUCGACUGCAUCAAAGACCAGAUCUAUGUGGCUUCAGUCCUAAAGCUGAGAUGGUUCCGUGAAACGAUAACAAGUUGUUACAACAAUCAAUGAAUUGUGCCAUCUUCUAUAAGGUAUAUACGUUUCAGAUGGAAGGUAUCCCUUAGUCCAGAUAGAGCACUUGGAGUAAAUUUCUGAUAUUAUGGGAUUACGUAGUUUUCUACGAGCAGUUUACUCUAGUAAUUUAGACUUUUUUUUUUUUUUUUGGGGUUCCUUUUUUGAUUCUAUGUACUUUAAAAGUGUGUU
Ziziphus jujuba (common jujube) is the source of this 3182-nucleotide messenger RNA. RefSeq names its product receptor-like protein EIX2. The transcript is spliced from 2 exons. Gene Ontology annotation, molecular function: protein binding. The record is from RefSeq and is a predicted model, not a curated record. The coding region runs from base 396 to 2990 and encodes 864 amino acids. NCBI's taxonomy places the organism in Eukaryota, Viridiplantae, Streptophyta, Magnoliopsida, Rosales, Rhamnaceae.